Molecule: messenger RNA, 887 nt
Organism: Mya arenaria
Lineage: Eukaryota; Metazoa; Mollusca; Bivalvia; Myida; Myidae
Product: von Hippel-Lindau disease tumor suppressor-like
Source: RefSeq, a predicted model, not a curated record
CUGGGAUCGUUGAAAUAAAACAAGCCCAGUUGUCGUAAAUUAUAAAAGUUUGUUUAGAUGCACAAGGUGACAAGCCAAGGGCCUUAACGCCAAUGAUCUAGAGACGCCACAAACAGACCACACACUCGUCAACUAAGCGCUAUGGAGGAAGGGGAAAGUUCAGUGAGAGAGCAAGUGUUGAAGUCCCAGCGGUCUAUACAUCACUCAUACAUCAGGUUCCUCAACAAAACGUUUAGAAAUGUGGAUGUUGUCUGGGUCAACUAUCAGGGUCUGCGUGUGAAGUACAAGACUCUACCGGGCAGCUGGAUGGACAUCAACACGUUUGAGGGCCACCCCUGGGUUUUUCAUGACUCAGAUACAGGUGAUGAGAUGGUAGUUCACCUGAAGGAAAUAUUCGAGCCAGUGGCCUGGAAUAAAGAGUUUGAUCACUGGCCACCUAAACGCAAGGUCGUCUAUAUUACCAUACCAGUCUACAGCCUGCAAGAGUGUUGUCUCCAGGCAAUACGGAGCCUCGUGCCCAGAAACGGAAUCAACGACCUCGAUAUAUCUGAUAUUUUGAAGGAUGAUCUGCACCGAAUUUACCGGACCAAACCCGAUAUCCAACCACGAACUGCAAUAACAUGAUGUUAUGAUUGCAAGGUUCAACAAGAAUAUGUAAUUUAUGAAUCUCUAAUACACAUACAAGUAAAGAUCUUAAUGUUAUCAGUGGGGAAUAAUUGCGUCUUCCUUCUGACAAUUGUAUUGUUUUAUUGCUUGAAUUUGCUUCUUCAAAUUGAUGUUCUUUAAUACUGUUGUUAUUUCUUUCAAAACAAACUGGUUGACCAGUCACUUUAGACAAAGCUUGUUUUGAUUUUGAUGUUUUGUCAUACGAAGAAAAGAGUAAUUUA